AUGUCUCUGGUUAAACCUACUGCGCAUCUGCUCGUGUACUCGUUUGCAUUUGGUGGGACGGCGUUCUACUCGUACGUGGCGUCGCCCAUCGCCUUCAAAGUGCUCGCAAGGGACCAGUUCUCGCUACUGCAGAACAAAGUGUUCCCCUGGUUCUUCCGGAUGCAAGCGAGUGUGCCCGUGUUGCUCGCAUUGACUUCCCCCGUGCAACUGUCCUUGCUCGGGUGCUCCUCACUCGGUGCCGCGGCGGUAUGUGGACUCACUAACUUGGCCUGGCUGCUCCCCCGGACGCAACGGGUGAAGUUGCAGAGACGCGAGUUGCAAACCGCACAACUGUCCCCAGCAGAGCUGGAGGCCCGCGAUGCACCCCUCAGGAAGGAGUUCGGGAAGUCGCACGGGCUCAGUUUGGCGUUCAACAUGGGGAACACCCUUGCCAUGCUCGUGUACGGCGUGCACUUGGCGGGAGCACUCAUCAAGUACAUCCCCAAGUGA
Molecule: messenger RNA, 489 nt
Organism: Huiozyma naganishii CBS 8797
Lineage: Eukaryota; Fungi; Ascomycota; Saccharomycetes; Saccharomycetales; Saccharomycetaceae
Gene: TMH18
Product: Tmh18p
Exons: 1
Coding region: 1-489 (162 amino acids)
Source: RefSeq, a predicted model, not a curated record